Molecule: messenger RNA, 1313 nt
Organism: Lycium barbarum (goji berry)
Lineage: Eukaryota; Viridiplantae; Streptophyta; Magnoliopsida; Solanales; Solanaceae
Exons: 1
Coding region: 308-802 (164 amino acids)
Source: RefSeq, a predicted model, not a curated record
GGUAUCAAAAUUGUAUCCAAGACGUCGUGAGAUAGUUCGAUCAAUAUUAUGAAUAUUAUAAUUAUAAUAAUUAUAGUAUUAUUUUGUCCUAUUGUUACACAAUUGACAUGGCUUUUUGGUACUUCACUCAAUCCAUUCUCACCUCCUACUUAUAUACCUCCCUUCUUUCUUCUCUCCUACUUAUAUACCUCCUCCUUGCAUCUCUCCCCAUUUAUUCUUCGCAUAAAGUUCUCCUUAGUUCAUUCAUCCAUCUUCCUCCAUUUUCUAAUAAUACAAUCAACUAGGCGAAUCCAUUGAAUCAAACAAAAUGGGUAUAUGCAAUUCGUGUGAAUCUACAUCUGUUGCUACGGCAAAAUUAAUACUACAAGAUGGAAGAUUACAAGAGUUCUCAUAUCCCAUAAAAGCUUCAUAUCUCUUACAAAAAGAUCCAACCAUUUUCAUUUGUAACUCGGAUGAAAUGGACUUUGGAGAUAUGAUUUCCGCCAUAAAUGGUGAUGAAGAGCUUCAAUUAGGUCAACUGUAUUUUGCUCUGCCUUUGAAGAGGCUAAGAAGGAGGCUUAGGGCGGAUGAAAUGGCAGCGUUAGCAAUGAAGGCUAGUUCUGCGUUGAAAAGAAGUAGUAGUAGUUGUUGUAGAGAUAAAUGUGGGUGGCGUAAUAAGGAGUUUGUAUUUUUUGAAGGGAAGGGCGGUUGCAAAGUGGCGAGGAAAGUGGCAGAUGGUUCAUUGAGAAAAGGGAGGAAUAGUGGUGGUGGUAGUGGAAGGAGAGGGAAGCACACAACGAGGUUGAGUGCAAUACCGGAGUAGGAUAAAACCUUGUUUUGAUAACUUUUUGUUCUAUCGGGUAAAAAUACCUUUGCAAGAAGGAUAAAAUAGUUGAGGUGCUCGCGAAUAGAUCAGAACGUGGCGGUCACAGAAAAGAAGAAAGGUAUUGUGGAUAGGAUUAACCUUUCGGUCAUUGAAAUUAUGUAAAAAGACAUAUUUUGAAAGGAUGAAAAUUGGAGAUUGAUCUUGGAAAACGCGCGAGAUGAAAUUACAAUUGAUUUUGGAGGUGUUGGAAGCAACAUCCGAAGAUCAAUCUGAUCCCUUGCAUUAGAGAUCAGAGAAGGAGAAGUGAAAAAGGGUAAGGAAAGUUGUUGUUCGUGAUGUGAAAGAUUUUCACUCAUAUCACUAGAGUAGCAAUAAUUGUUAAUCUUUGGAUUACGGUGUUGUUCAUUUUAUUUGUAAAUAGUAGGUUUUGUAAAUACGUUGAGAUUCAAUCUUUUGUAAAUACGUUGAGAUUCAAUCUCUAUUAUUUGGGUGAUUCAAAAUUGGUGUU